Molecule: messenger RNA, 1294 nt
Organism: Bursaphelenchus okinawaensis
Lineage: Eukaryota; Metazoa; Nematoda; Chromadorea; Rhabditida; Aphelenchoididae
Source: the annotation of a GenBank genome assembly
AUGCGACCGGUCGGUUGUUUAUUUUUGUUACCUACUGUUAUAUUUGCAUGGCCUCGGGGCGUUUCUCUGCCAGCCGCCUUAACGACAACGAUUCUUGGGUUUGGCAGUGUUUUUGGUCAAGAUGGUGGUGAGUUCUCAUUACUUUUGAAAUCCAAAUUUUAAAUUUAAAAUUUUUAAAUUUUAGUUACCCUCAAUUUAAGGUGAUUCGACGACUACUAUUGAGACAACUAUUGUUACCCAUGAUACAACAACAUAUACGGACAAUACCACAGUACCAGUCGAUAAUACUACCGCUUUAGACAGUAAUACCACUACAGUAUCUACUAAUACUACGGAGAUCUCUACUACUGCAAUGACUUCUACAGUAACCCCAAGUACCACCGAAGUGCCCUACAGUACUACCGAAGAGCCCCACAGUACUACCGAAGAGCCUCACAGUACCACUGAAGAGCCUUACAGUACCAGUUCAGACCAUUCGAUAAGUCCAAACUGGACACUUCCACCAGUACCAACAGCUCUUGUGUACGAUGCUGAAUUGCAUCAUGGGCUGGUACUAGGAUUGUUUAUCGUUGGGACAUUGCUUGGGGCUACGAAUUUGGUGAUGGCUUGGCUAUUGGUGGUGGAGUUCCAUUUAAAGGUAAAUGGCAAAAACUUUCUUUACAAAAGAAAAAAUGGCAAGAACUUUUUUACGAAACGCAAAAUUGCAAGAACUUUCUUUAAAAAAUCAAGAAAACCUUUUCCAUUGUAUAACUUGUCACCUGCAGGCUGCAGAACAUCACGUAUCCUUAUUUUUUGAUAAAGUGGCAAGAAUUUUCUUUAAAAACAUAAAAUGGCGAAAACUUUCUUUACAAAACGUAAAAUGGCAAGAAAUUUCUAUACAAAAGGAGUGGCAAAAACUUUCUUUACAAAACAAAAAUUGCAAGAAAUUUCUUUACAGAAAAUAAAAUGGCACGAACUUUCUUUACAAAACUUAAAAUAACAAAAGCUUUUGUUACAACGAAGAAGCGGGCCAAUUUUUAACAUAGGACUUUGUUUUCAGCACCUCCAAAUGCUCCAAAUGGUAAGACAUAAGCUAGAAGUGGCCGAACGGAUUCUGUUCGAACGUGCUCUCUCCGACGAGAUUCUCGGUCUUCUACAGGACAUCGGCUUCGAUGCGAACAAGUACGAACCACAAUUGUUAACUCAUAUGCAAGUGGUUGAUAGUGAGCAGCAGAAACCUGACAGUAUGGCACAAACCCGAAAUCAGUCUACUAAUCAGACGACUGGCGCUCCGUCUACGGGAAUGAAUGGAUAA